AUGCAGCGGGUUUCGGCUCUGCUUCCAAGCUGGGACCGUAGCCGGAACAGCGCCGGGAGCGGCAGCACUAAUGGCAACAAGACGAGCCUCGACAAGGUUCGCGGAUGGGCCGACAAGAUCCCCUCGCCAACGAAUCGGUUGAGCACGUCUCGACUCACAAAGGAAGCCUUCUGGCCUACGACGCUGGAUAAGGAAUGCGAGAAGGCGGCUCGCAUCCUCAAGUCGUUUUGCAGCGAUGGCUUCUUGGUCCCUGACGAGCGGCCAACCAGUCCGUUGACCACAUCGAGCGGCGGCACCAGCACCAGUAGAGUCUUGAAGAAGAUCCCGCCGAGAAUAAUGCAGAAUGCCGUGGGGCUAGCCGUGUUUACUUCCAUGCGCUCCGGCUUGUGGACGUCUGGAUCGGGAGGUAGUGGUAUCCUGCUAGCCCGUAAGGCGGAUGGCACUUGGUCACCACCGUCCGGGCUGAUGCUGCAGACUGCAACCCUGGGGUUUGUCUUAGGGGUUGACAUAUACGACUGCGUUGUCAUCAUCAACACGUUCACCAUGCUGGAGACAUUCGGCAGAUCCAAAUUCACACUCGGCACUGAUGUCAGCCUGGCCGCAGGUCCCCUCGUAUCGCUCGGGUUGCUCGAGAACGAUAUCAGAUGGGCGGAUUUGAGCGACACGGUCUUCACCUAUGUGAAAGCGAAAGGGCAAUCGGCCAACGUGAGGUUGGACGGCACCAUCUUGAGCCACCGACCCGACGAGAACGAACGAUUCUACGGCGCCAAUUUCAGCAUUCCCAAAAUCCUCGCUGGCGACGUCAACCAAAGUCUGCCCCAGUUGAGAUCAUUGUCCGAAAUACUCAAGGCGGCUGAAGGCAGGACGGACUACGACGCCGUACUUGUCGAGCAACUGGCUUCCACCCCAUGUCCCUCAGAUGCAAGUAUAGAAUCGCCGUCUAGCGUAAGCUCAUUAUCGCCAUCUUUUGGCAUUCCCGACAUCGAAGAUCCUGACCCGUUCGGGGUCUUGGCGCUCGAGAUGGCGGGACUGGAAAUUCGCGAGGCCGGAACGAGGCUCAGGCCCGAAAGCAGCCAGUUCGAGUAUGCCCCAAGCCCCACAAGCAUUGCGUUCCCCAGAGCCGGGCGCCAAAGCGUCGACACUUACUUGUCGAGAAGUAAUAGAGGUAGCUACAUGUCCAGCAAAACGAUGGCCACCGAGCGCAGUCAAAUGACUGAUGCGUGUACUCAAACAGAGCUCAACACGCCGGAAACGACACCGAGCCCGAGCUACAGCGAGAAUGGGCAACCGCGGCGAAUUAGCGAGGAGGUGCCAAAAUUUGAAGAAGAACCCGAGGAAGUCGAUUAUACCAAGAUCGACUUGAGCGCCCUGCGAAACUUGUCGGCGUUUCCAGAUUUGGAAGAGGAACCCAUCACCGCGAGUCCAGAAAAGCAUGUCUCGAAUGGCGAAGCUGAGGCGCACACCAGCGCUGAAGCCGAAAAACCAGAUAUUCAUGUCACCAACGACGAUGGAGUUGACGCCGACGACGAAGAAAUGGGCGAUUCUGAUAGCGAGGACGAGUUUGAAGACGCAGAACAGCAGGAGGAGGAAGAGCCUGUAGUGUAUGAGGUUGCGACAGCACAAGCCCCCCCUCGUAUGACUAUCGUUGCGGCUCAGGCUAUCCAGAUGAAGGGGGCAGUGGUCACAAUUCCUCGCCGAAUCCCGCCACCUUUGCCGCUUCGCAGCCCAGCUCGCAUGUCUCGCGCAAGCAAAAGCGAGUUUGGCGAUGUGAGCAUGAUGGCCAGCCCUCUCCGACAAGAGUUCGAAACCGGCGUUCAGAUUGAGGAGGCUGCAACCCCCAAGCCUGGCGAGACGUUCAUCGCUUCUACGAACGGUGCUGCCAGUCCGCUGAGCACGGCUGGCGACGCGGAACCAGCCACUAGUAGCACGGAGGUCGAACGCUCGGCAACGCCAACUCAGGAGACAAUCAACCCGCUGUCCGACAGCCACGAUCAAGCACGUGCAGCAGUUACGGCAACGCAACCAGCAUUCAUCGAGGCAGAGAAGGUUGAGCCCGAGUCCAACCAUGGCGUACCGGUAUCGGUUGCAUAA
Messenger RNA from Pseudomassariella vexata, 2091 nucleotides. RefSeq lists its product as uncharacterized. The record is from RefSeq and is a predicted model, not a curated record. Gene Ontology annotation, molecular function: phosphatidylinositol binding. NCBI's taxonomy places the organism in Eukaryota, Fungi, Ascomycota, Sordariomycetes, Amphisphaeriales, Pseudomassariaceae. The transcript is spliced from 2 exons. Bases 1 to 2091 code for a protein of 696 amino acids.